AUGGUGGGCACCAGGGCCGAUGCGGCUACCAGCUUUCUGAGAGCAGCAAGAUCGGGUAACUUGGACAAAGCUUUGGAUCACCUGCGGAAUGGCGUAGACAUUAACACCUGUAACCAGAAUGGGCUGAACGGCUUGCACCUGGCCUCUAAAGAAGGCCAUGUGAAGAUGGUGGUUGAACUUCUGCACAAAGAAAUCAUUCUAGAAACGACAACCAAGAAAGGGAACACAGCUCUGCACAUCGCCGCCCUCGCAGGUCAGGAUGAGGUGGUCCGGGAGCUGGUCAACUAUGGCGCCAAUGUCAACGCCCAGUCGCAGAAAGGCUUUACACCCUUGUACAUGGCAGCACAAGAGAAUCACUUGGAAGUGGUUAAGUUUUUACUGGAAAAUGGAGCUAAUCAGAAUGUAGCCACAGAAGACGGCUUCACUCCUCUAGCUGUGGCUCUGCAGCAGGGCCAUGAGAACGUGGUGGCACACCUCAUCAACUAUGGGACAAAGGGCAAGGUGCGCCUCCCUGCCCUGCACAUCGCAGCCCGUAAUGAUGACACCCGGACAGCUGCGGUGCUUCUGCAGAAUGACCCCAACCCGGACGUGCUUUCCAAGACGGGAUUCACCCCCCUCCACAUCGCAGCUCACUACGAGAACCUCAACGUGGCCCAGCUACUCCUCAACAGGGGCGCCAGUGUCAACUUCACGCCACAGAACGGCAUCACGCCACUGCACAUCGCCUCCCGCAGGGGGAACGUGAUCAUGGUGCGGCUCCUGCUAGACCGCGGGGCCCAGAUAGAAACAAGGACCAAGGAUGAAUUGACACCUCUCCACUGUGCAGCUCGGAAUGGGCACGUGCGAAUCUCAGAGAUCCUGCUGGACCACGGGGCACCCAUCCAAGCUAAAACCAAGAAUGGCCUGUCUCCAAUUCACAUGGCGGCUCAGGGAGACCACCUUGACUGUGUCCGACUUCUGUUGCAAUACAACGCAGAGAUAGACGACAUCACCCUGGACCACCUGACCCCGCUCCACGUGGCAGCCCACUGCGGCCAUCACAGAGUAGCCAAGGUCCUUUUGGAUAAAGGAGCCAAACCAAAUUCCAGAGCCCUGAAUGGCUUUACCCCCUUGCAUAUCGCCUGCAAGAAGAACCACAUCCGUGUCAUGGAGCUGCUGCUGAAGACGGGAGCUUCCAUUGAUGCUGUCACCGAGUCUGGCUUGACACCUCUCCACGUGGCCUCCUUCAUGGGGCACCUGCCCAUCGUGAAGAACCUCUUGCAGCGGGGGGCAUCACCCAACGUCUCCAACGUGAAAGUGGAGACCCCACUGCACAUGGCAGCCAGAGCCGGGCACACGGAAGUGGCCAAAUAUUUGCUCCAGAACAAAGCCAAAGUCAAUGCCAAGGCCAAGGAUGACCAGACCCCACUUCACUGUGCAGCUCGCAUUGGCCACACAAACAUGGUGAAGCUCCUGCUGGAAAAUAACGCCAAUCCCAACCUGGCCACGACCGCUGGGCACACCCCCCUGCACAUUGCAGCCCGAGAGGGCCAUGUGGAGACGGUCCUGACCCUCCUGGAAAAGGAAGCGUCCCAGGCAUGCAUGACCAAGAAAGGAUUUACCCCUCUCCAUGUGGCUGCCAAGUAUGGGAAGGUUAGGGUGGCCGAGGUGCUGCUGGAACGGGACGCACAUCCAAAUGCUGCUGGAAAAAAUGGCUUGACCCCUCUGCACGUGGCCGUCCAUCACAACCACCUGGACAUCGUCAGGCUGCUGCUUCCCCGGGGCGGCUCCCCACACAGCCCCGCUUGGAAUGGCUACACCCCUCUGCACAUUGCUGCCAAGCAGAACCAGAUUGAGGUGGCCCGCAGCCUGCUGCAGUACGGGGGGUCAGCAAAUGCAGAGUCGGUGCAAGGUGUGACACCCCUUCACCUGGCCGCCCAAGAGGGUCACGCAGAGAUGGUGGCUCUGCUACUUUCGAAACAAGCCAAUGGCAAUCUGGGGAACAAGAGCGGACUCACCCCCCUCCAUCUGGUAGCACAAGAAGGCCACGUUCCAGUGGCAGAUGUGCUGAUCAAACACGGUGUCAUGGUGGAUGCCACCACCCGGAUGGGUUAUACCCCACUCCACGUGGCCAGUCAUUAUGGAAAUAUCAAGCUGGUAAAGUUUCUACUACAGCACCAGGCAGACGUCAAUGCCAAGACGAAGCAAGGAUACAGUCCCUUGCACCAGGCGGCCCAACAGGGACAUACAGACAUCGUGACACUGCUUCUCAAAAAUGGUGCUUCCCCAAACGAGGUCAGCUCGAAUGGAACCACACCUCUGGCAAUAGCCAAGCGCUUAGGCUACAUCUCUGUAACAGACGUGCUCAAGGUUGUCACGGAUGAAACCAGUUUUGUGUUAGCCAGUGACAAGCACCGGUUGAGUUUCCCUGAGACGGUAGAUGAGAUCCUGGAUGUCUCUGAAGAUGAAGGGGAAGAACUCGUCUCCAAGGCUGAGAAACAGGAUUCCAGGGAUAUCGAUGAAGAGAAGGAGCUGCUGGAUUUUGUGCCGAAGCUAGACCAAGUGGUGGAAUCUCCAGCCAUCCCGAGGAUCCCAUGUGUCACACCUGAGACAGUGGUGAUUAGAUCUGAGGAGCCAGAACAGGCGUCUAAGGAGUAUGAUGAAGACUCACUCAUCCCCAGCAGCCCGGCCACAGAGACCUCAGACAACAUCAGCCCGGUGGCCAGCCCUGUCCACACAGGGUUUUUGGUGAGCUUCAUGGUGGAUGCCCGGGGAGGCUCCAUGAGGGGGAGCCGUCACAAUGGCCUGAGGGUGGUGAUCCCGCCCCGGACAUGUGCCGCCCCUACUCGUAUCACCUGCCGCCUGGUCAAGCCCCAGAAGCUGAGCACGCCGCCCCCACUGGCCGAGGAGGAGGGCCUUGCCAGCAGGAUCAUCGCGCUGGGACCCGCCGGGGCCCAGUUCUUAAGCCCUGUGAUCGUGGAGAUCCCCCACUUUGCCUCCCAAGGCCGUGGGGACCGUGAACUCGUGGUGCUGCGCAGUGAAAACGGCUCCGUGUGGAAGGAACACAAGAGCCGCUAUGGAGAAAGCUACCUGGAUCAGAUCCUCAACGGGAUGGACGAAGAGCUGGGGAGUCUGGAGGAGCUGGAGAAGAAGAGGGUCUGCCGCAUCAUCACCACCGACUUCCCCUUGUACUUCGUGAUCAUGUCACGGCUCUGCCAGGACUACGACACCAUCGGCCCUGAAGGGGGCUUUCUGAAGAGCAAGCUGGUCCCCCUGGUGCAGGCAACGUUCCCAGAAAACGCUGUCACCAAGAGAGUGAAGCUGGCUCUGCAGGCCCAGCCUGUACCAGAUGAGCUUGUCACCAAACUCCUGGGCAACCAGGCCACGUUCAGCCCCAUCGUCACUGUGGAGCCACGCCGCCGGAAGUUCUAUCGCCCCAUUGGCCUUCGGAUCCCACUCCCUCCUUCCUGGACGGACAACCCGAGGGACAGCGGGGAGGGGGACACCACCAGUCUGCGCCUACUCUGCAGUGUCACUGGAGGAACAGACCAAGCCCAGUGGGAAGACAUAACGGGGACGACCAAGCUCGUGUAUGCCAACGAGUGUGCCGCCUUCACCACCAACGUCUCUGCCAGGUUUUGGCUGUCAGACUGUCCUCGCACUGCUGAAGCUGUGAACUUCGCCACCCUGCUGUACAAGGAGCUCACUGCGGUGCCCUACAUGGCCAAGUUCGUCAUUUUUGCCAAGAUGAAUGACCCCCGGGAAGGGCGUCUGCGCUGCUACUGCAUGACAGACGAUAAAGUGGACAAGACCCUGGAGCAGCAUGAGAACUUCAUUGAGGUGGCUCGGAGCAGGGACAUAGAGGUUUUGGAAGGAAUGCCCCUUUUCGCGGAACUCUUUGGGAACCUGGUGCCCGUCAAAAAAGCUGCCCAGCAACGGAGUUUCCUCUUCCAGUCGUUUCGGGAGAACCGUUUGGCCAUACCUGUAAAGGUGAGGGACAGCAGUCGAGAACCAGCAGGGUCCUUGUCAUUUCUGCGCAAGGCGAUGAAGUAUGAGGACACCCAGCACAUUCUCUGUCACCUGAACAUCACCAUGCCCCCCUGUACCAAGGUGAGCUCUGAUGACAGGAAGAGGACGUUGACUCCCCUGGCCCUGAGAUACAGCAUUCUCAGCGAAUCGUCACUGGGUUUUCUCAGUGGGACCGACCGAGCAGAUAUGAAGAUGGCUAUUAUAUCAGAGCACCUUGGCCUCAGCUGGGCGGAGCUGGCUCGGGAGCUUCAGUUCAGCGUGGAAGACAUCAACAGGAUCCGUGUGGAAAACCCCAACUCCUUGCUGGAGCAGAGUGCAGCCUUGUUGAAUCUCUGGGUCACCCGCGAAGGCAAAAACGCAAAGAUGGAUAAUCUGUAUGCAGCCCUGCGCAACAUUGACCGGAGUGAGAUCGUGAACAUGCUGGAGGGCUCGGGCAGACAGAGCCGCAAUCUGAAACCCGACCGGAGACACAGGGACCGGGACUACUCUUCGUCACCCUCCCAGAUGAAUGGUUACUCCUCGCUGCAGGACGAGCUGCUGUCCCCUGCCUCCCUGCAGUACGCACUUCCCUCUCCGCUGCGUGCAGACCAGUACUGGAACGAGGUGGCCGUCAUAGAUGCCAUCCCAUUGGCGGCCACGGAGCAUGACACCAUGCUGGAGAUGUCUGACAUGCAGGUGUGGUCCGCGGGCCUCACACCCUCCCUGGUCACUGCUGAGGACUCCUCUCUGGAGUGCAGCAAGGCCGAGGACUCUGACGCCACCGGCCAUGAGUGGAAGCUGGAAGGGGUGCUCUCCGAGGGACCCCAGGGCCCCAUGCUGGGCUCUCUGGACCUUGUGGAGGAUGACACAGUGGAUUCAGAUGCCACAAAUGGCCUUAUCGAUUUGCUUGACCAGGAAGAAGGUCAGAGGUCAGAAGAGAAGCUGCCAGGUCAUAAGAGUCAGGAGGACUCCACAGGUGUAGGUCAAGACUCAGAGAAUGAAGUGUCUCUUGUUUCAGGCCAGCAGAGGGUGCAAGCCCACAUCACAGAAUCCCCCAGCGUGAGUCGGGUGAUGGAGACCAGCCAGGACAGAUUGCAGGACUGGGAGGAAGAAGGCUCCAUUGUCUCAUACCUACAAGAUGCUGCACAAAGUUCCUGGCAAGAGGAGGUCGUACGUGGCCCACACUCAUUCCAGAGUACGGUCACCACCAUCAAAGAGCUGGAGCCCAGUGGGUCUCAGGAGUAUGAGAAGGUCCUGCUGUCUGCAACUGAGCACAUUUGGGAGGAGCAACCAGAGGCUGAGAGCCUGCAGGCCGACAGGGAACGGAGACGACAAAGCCACCAGGAGUGGGUGCAGGAGGCUCGGAGCACUUUCUCCCAGAUGGCAGAGGUGAGACGCCCACAGAGGCACCUGCUGAUGCCUGCCAGCACUGGAGGGGCCUGA
Puma concolor (puma) is the source of this 5430-nucleotide messenger RNA. NCBI's taxonomy places the organism in Eukaryota, Metazoa, Chordata, Mammalia, Carnivora, Felidae. The record is from RefSeq and is a predicted model, not a curated record.